Molecule: messenger RNA, 627 nt
Organism: Rana temporaria (common frog)
Lineage: Eukaryota; Metazoa; Chordata; Amphibia; Anura; Ranidae
Exons: 2
Source: RefSeq, a predicted model, not a curated record
AUGGCUUCUGGACUCAAGCACAUCGCCUCUAUGUACCUGAAGUUGCUCGGGUUGAAGUCCUCAAGUUGGUUCAUGACUCCAAACUUGCUGGACAUUUUGGAGUUUCUAAGACGGAGGAACUUUUAUCCCGUUCCUUUUGGUGGCCUGGUCCUAAAUACCGGGCUUCAUCCAGCUUUUAUCCCUGAUCUCCCUAUCUCAACUCCAAUUCCUGCUGUUACCAACAGAUUAACUGCUUUACAGGAGACCCAGGGAAAAUUGAUCGAGACUUUGAGGGAAGCUCAGGAAAGUUACAAGAAGGCUGCCGAUAGACAUCGCAGAGCACUUCCUACCUUUCAUGUGGGUGAUCAAGUUUGGUUAUCUACUAAAAAUCUGAAGGUUCAUGUUCCAUCUGCAAAGUUGGGACAAAAGUUUGUGGGACCUUUCCAGAUCUUGGCCCAGAUCAACCCAGUUGCCUUUCGCCUAAAACUUCCAGCAAGUAUGAAGAUUCACCCUGUGUUUCACAUUUCGCUACUUAAACCUUUUCACGAAAAUACUUUUUCUGGAAGAACACUUCCACCCCCUCCACCUGUUGAGGUACAGGGUGAAGAAGAAUACGUGGUGGAGAAAAUUCUUGAUUCCAGGAUCUAU